UACGAGUGCAGGUUUUGUCCCCUCAAGUACUGCAAAUCUCAAGCCCUCGGUGGUCACAUGAACCGCCACCGCCAAGAGAGGGAGACAGAAACGCUAAACAAGGCUCGUCAACUGGUCUUCACUACCGAUCUUGCUCCUGCCCACAUUGGUUAUGUUUCUGGUGGGCAGCCGAUUACACACGGAGGAGGAUAUCAUCAAGGCGGCGGCGGCGGCGGCGACCCAUCGUUGACCUUCAGAUCAAUGUACCCACCGCCGACGAGAUUGUUUUCCUCCUCCUCGCCCCUCAUUCCACAACCACCACCACCUCCGCCGCCACAGCCUCAGGCGGGGCAACCCUACAUGUACGCUUCUCCUCCUCACCUACUGUCUUUCCACCCUCAAUAUCCGGCGCCGGCGAACAACGACUACUUCGUGGGGCAUGUCCUCAGCUCGAAUCCCAGCAGCUGCUACGGCAGCGGAGGAGGAGGAGCAGCAGCCACUGCAAACGAGGGUAACUACACCUGCAUCGGAGCUCCGGUGGGGCAUGGAUUCGCAAACGGCGGUGGUGGUGGUGGUGGUGACGUGUCGCUGCACAUGAAUCAGGAGGAUGGCCAAAUGAACUGGGGCCGGAGGUAGAGAUCGAGAGAUCGAUAAGGACAACAAUUGAAUCAAGAUUGAUAUAUUUUGUCUAAUAUAAUAUAUAAUAUAUGUAUUUUGUG
Molecule: messenger RNA, 698 nt
Organism: Erythranthe guttata (spotted monkey flower)
Lineage: Eukaryota; Viridiplantae; Streptophyta; Magnoliopsida; Lamiales; Phrymaceae
Source: RefSeq, a predicted model, not a curated record